This is a messenger RNA of Pistacia vera, 2205 nucleotides long. RefSeq names its product ABC transporter G family member 5. The transcript has a single exon. Gene Ontology annotation, biological process: transmembrane transport. Gene Ontology annotation, cellular component: membrane. The record is from RefSeq and is a predicted model, not a curated record. The coding region runs from base 112 to 2049 and encodes 645 amino acids. Lineage: Eukaryota; Viridiplantae; Streptophyta; Magnoliopsida; Sapindales; Anacardiaceae. Gene Ontology annotation, molecular function: ATP binding; ATP hydrolysis activity; ABC-type transporter activity.
UUCAUUCAUUUUCUUAUUCUUAUUUGACCAUUACAUGCACACAAACACAAGAAAUAAUAAGUCUAGCUUUACAAACUUGAACACACAAAAAGAGAGAGCAAGAUUUCCUCAAUGAAGAAACAAGGCUGUGAAAUUGAAGCUAUAGGGAUUAACUUCAACAUCUACACACAAAAGAGAGAAAACCCUUUUAAAAUCUUCACAAAAAACAAGCUAAAUGACUGUGAUCAUGGACCUGAAACUUCUCCUUCCAAGCUUGAAGAAGCAGCUGCAGCUGCAACAAAUCCUCGAAUCAGGCAUGUUCUGAGGAACAUAAACUGCAAGGCCAAACCGUGGGAACUCCUCGCGAUUGUCGGUCCAAGUGGCGCUGGAAAGUCUUCUUUACUUGAGAUUCUUGCGGGAAAACUCACUCCUCAUAGUGGUUCCAUUUUGGUGAAUGAUAAUCCCAUUGACAAGCCUCUGUUCAAGAAGAUUUCUGGGUAUGUUACUCAAAAGGACACUCUAUUUCCUCUCCUUACAGUGGAAGAAACGCUCAUGUUUAGCGCCAAGCUGCGGUUGAGGCUCCCGGAACCUGAGCUGAGGUCUAGAGUUAAGUCUCUCAUUCAGGAGCUUGGCCUGGGGCCUGUGGCCACGGCUAGAGUUGGUGAUGACAGGGUUCGGGGGAUUUCUGGUGGUGAAAGACGACGGGUUUCGAUUGGAGUUGAUGUGAUUCAUGACCCCAGAGUGUUGAUUCUUGAUGAGCCAACUUCAGGUCUUGACAGCACCAGUGCCCUGCAGAUUAUAGACAUGCUGAAAGUGAUGGCAGAAACUAGAGGGAGGACCAUAAUUUUGAGUAUUCAUCAGCCUGGUUUUCGCAUUGUAAAGAUGUUUAAUUCAAUACUUAUGCUGGCGAAUGGCUCGGUUUUGCAUCAUGGCACGGUGGCUCAGCUCGGUGUAUGUUUGAGAACAAUGGGAUUGCAGCUUCCUCUUCAUGUCAAUGUUGUUGAAUAUGCAAUAGAGUCAAUUGAAUUGAUUCAGGAACAGAGAAAAAUGCUGCAAGAAAUGCAGCCACAAAUAGUGUCAACACCACAGCUAAAGAAAGGGGAAGAGGGGGAGAGUAGAAGUGGAAAGUUCACUCUGCAACAACUUUUUCAACAAUCAAAAGUUGCCGAUGAGGAAACUAUCAUUAAUGUUGGAAUUGAUAUUCCUAGAGAUUUCGCAAAUUCAAGAUUUCAAGAGACUAUAAUUCUCACUCACAGGUUCUCGAAAAACAUUUUUCGAACCAGGGAGUUAUUCGCCUGCCGAACAAUUCAAAUGCUGAUUUCUGGGUUUGUUUUGGGAUCAAUAUUUCAUAAUGUUAAAGAUGAUUUACUCGGAGCUCAAGAAAAGGUAGGUCUCUUUGCAUUCAUAUUGACAUUUUUGUUAUCCUGCACAACCGAAGCUCUACCAGUGUUUCUGCAAGAGAGGGAUAUUUUGAUGAAGGAGACAUCCUGUGGAAGCUACAGAAUUUCAUCAUAUGCCAUAGCCAACGGACUAGUUUACUUGCCAUUUCUACUCAUCCUAGCCAUAUUAUUCUCAAUUCCUCUAUACUGGCUUGUGGGGCUAAACCCUAAUUUCAUGGCUUUUAUGCACUUCUUAUUACUAAUCUGGUUGGUUCUCUACACAGCAAAUUCAGUUGUGGUGUGCUGCAGUGCUUUAGUCCCUAAUUUCAUCGUCGGAAACUCAGUGAUUUCCGGCGUCAUGGGAUCUUUCUUUCUGUUCUCCGGUUACUUCAUAUCAAACCAUGGCAUCCCAAGUUAUUGGAUUUUCAUGCAUUAUAUAUCACUGUUUAAGUAUCCAUUUGAAGAGUUUUUAAUAAACGAGUUCUCUACUUCAAGGAAGUGCUUGCAGUAUAUUUUCGGGAGAUGUAUGUUGACUGGGGAAGAUGUUCUGAAAGAAGCAGGAUAUGAAAAAGAGAGUAGCUGGAGGAAUUUGGUGAUAAUGGUGUGUUUCAUCUUGGUUUACAGGUUCAUCUCUUAUGUAAUUCUCAGGUUCAGAUGCUCUCAGAGAAGUCUAAAGGAAGCUAUAGUUUAAAGAAUAUGAUGAAACUCCUCUCUCCUUUUUUUUUUUUUUUUUUUUUUUUUUUUAUUAUUAUUAUUCUCUCUUUCUAUCUCUCACGAGUGUUAACAGGAUUGUUCACAUGUUUUUGGAAUUUACUUAAGAUAGCAUCGAAAGAAGCACAUAAAGAAA